ACACAAAAAAAAAGGAAAAAAAAAAAAAAAAAUGUUUUGUUCAAUCACGAGCAGACGGUUCAUCACUAAGUCACCCAUCUCUCUACUCUUUCCUCUUUCUCAAUCUUUGUCAACCAAACCCAUUUCACAAUCCCACACGGAUUUCGAUCCCACCGCAGUCCACGAAACCCUCUACUCCUACUGCAAUGACUGGAAGCGUGCUCUCGAUUUCUUCAACUGGGUCCAAACCCAAUCCCGUUUCCAACACACAACUCAUACGUACAAUCGUAUGCUCGACAUUCUAUGUAAGUUCUUCGAAUUCCAGCUUUCUUGGGACUUAAUUCAUCGAAUGAAAGCAAACCCAUUUUCCAAACCAGACCAUACCACCUUUCGGAUUUUGUUUAAGCGAUAUAUAUGUGCACAUUUAGUUACAGAAGCUGUAGGUAUUUAUGAUUCGUUAGACGAGUUUGGUUUGAAGGAUGAGAUGUCUUUUUGUAAUCUUAUUGACGCUUUGUGUGAGUACAAGCAUGUGGUUGAGGCCUAUGAUUUGUGUUUUGGGAAGAACAAGAAGUUUGGUGUUGAUGCAAAGAAUACCAAGAUUUAUAAUAUGAUUCUUCGUGGGUGGUUUAAGAUGGGAUGGUGGAGUAAGUGUAGGGAGUUUUGGGAAGAGAUGGAUCAAAUGGGUGUCCGUAAAGAUUUGCAUUCUUAUUCGAUAUAUAUGGAUAUAAUGUGCAAGAGUGGGAAGCCAUGGAAGGCUGUGAAGUUGUAUAAGGAGAUGAAGAAGAAGGGUAUAAGGUUGGAUGUGGUGGCGUAUAAUACUGUUAUUCGUGCGAUUGGUCUUUCGGAGGGUGUGGAUUGUUCUGUUCGAGUGUUUAAGGAAAUGAGGGACUUCGGUUGCAAGCCUGAGGUUGCGACUUAUAAUACGAUUAUAAAGCUGUUUUGUGAAAAUGGUAGAUAUAAGGAGGCUUAUGAGUUGCUCGAUCGAAUGCAUGAGAAGGGUUGUGUACCAGAUGUUAUCACGUUCAAUUGCAUUUUUAGAUGUCUUGAGAAGCCCAGAGAGAUUCUUAGACUUCUCGAUAGAAUGAUUGAAAGUGGAAUUCAUCCCAGGAUGGAUACAUAUGUGAUGCUUUUGAGAAAAUUUGGGAGAUGGGGGUUUCUUCGACCAGCUUUUAUUGUGUGGGAGAAGAUGGAGGAACUUGGGUGUAGUCCAGAUGAGUCUGCUUACAAUGCUUUGAUUGAUGCUUUGGUAGAUAAAGGAAUGGUAGAUAUGGCACGGAAGUAUGAUGAAGAGAUGUUAGCAAAAGGGCUUUCGGCUAAACCAAGGGAGGAGCUUGGGACAAAGCUCGUGAGUGUAGGAUCUCAUGACAGUGAUUUAUGAGAAGCAUAUUUAUCUGAGGAUGAAAUUUGUAAUUUAUUGGUGUGAUCUGAAGAUACAUAGUGCUGACAUGCAAAGUGGAUAUACCUCAAGAUUGUGACAAAGACUGCUAGCUAGAAGGCUCUAGGUUACAUACUGGUGAAAGAGUUUGCUGCAUUAAUGGGGGAUCUGUUAAGUGUUUGUGAUGGGCCCAUACUAAAGUGGAUGCUCUUUCCCUAUCUAUACCUUACAAGUGAAUGUUAAAAGCUUUUCUGGCUUAAGGAUGUUUGCAUCAUCUACACAUGCUCGGUUUUCACAGAAAAACCUCUGGACUAUACUGCAGGGCUGCCUAAUAUGAGCAUAUGUUCUGGGUGUUCUGGAGAGGUGGUUCUUUGGGAGCAUCGUCAUCUCAAUCAAAAUCAUUAGCAAAUGAAUAGCACAAAUACCCUAAUAUGGCUAGGGAAGUCAUUUUCAGGUGAUCGGCACAUAUAAGCACUAAGCACAUAGGCACCCAAAAGCCUGCAAAAUUAAUGUGCACAAACCCUGUUACAGAUAAAUGAAGGGGAAUCUGGUUGCAGAAAGGAGGAUGAAAAGUUAUGGUAGCUAGCAGGAAAUACUGAUGUGCUGAUAAAAAUCAAAAUAAAUUCUAUGAAGCUAUUUUAAAUAUGUAGAGGAAGUGUGCUGAAUCUUGUACAAGAAAAAGGUUAUAAUUGAAAUAAGCUUUGGUGCUUAUGCAAGCAAGCAUCUGAAACCAUUUACCAUUCCUCAUCUUCCUUAUGUGCCUCUGCGAAAUCAGUUUGGUUGGUCUCUUCUUCUCUGUAAGUUUCAGUAAGCAUGUGAUUCUCUUGAUCUUUCUGCAAAUUUGGAGGAAUGUAAAAAAUAAUUUCCCAGGAAAGGAACAUGAACAGGACUGCCAGAGACAAAGCAGCUGUAAUAUGUGGGAGAGUUAACAGUAAGAUUUUUCCAGUCAAAAGACUCCCACAAAGUGUAGGUAGCCUAAUAGAGCUGUGAAGCUAGUUGGUGAGUUUUAUGCAGAAAGUUGGCUCCUAAAGCAGAUAAUAGUGUGCAAACUUUUAGUUCUAGGAGGAAGCUUCAUUGGCAUCAACCAGGAAUGGGGUUUUCAAAAUAUUUCUUGAAAAUCCUUUGACAUCAACACAAGGAUUGCUUAGUUGACUGUAACAGUGGAGGCUGUGGCAGCUAGAGAAGGCAUCGGUUUUGUUGAAGGUGGUGCUUGGAAAGUCAUUAAAAUCUGAAGACAGGUCCCUUAAGGAUGACUCUCAGGUAAUUCUAAAGGAGUGCAUUCUUAUGAUGAGUUAUGCCUGUUUGGUUCACCUCUGAUUAGAGAGGUUAAAAAAGUGGGAAGCAUGCCUAGAAAAUGCCGAUUUUUGUAUUGAUGUGCACAUUUCAGGAUACUCCCUUGAUUCAGGGAGCACGAAAACAAUUUUAUUUAGUUUUGAAAGUCAAAUUGUAUUUUUUACCAUUGGAUUUUA
Messenger RNA from Quercus lobata, 2823 nucleotides. Its product is annotated as pentatricopeptide repeat-containing protein At1g80550, mitochondrial-like. Gene Ontology annotation, molecular function: protein binding. The record is from RefSeq and is a predicted model, not a curated record. The transcript is spliced from 2 exons. Lineage: Eukaryota; Viridiplantae; Streptophyta; Magnoliopsida; Fagales; Fagaceae. Bases 32 to 1357 code for a protein of 441 amino acids.